Amorphotheca resinae ATCC 22711 is the source of this 1280-nucleotide messenger RNA. RefSeq lists its product as hypothetical. The transcript has 4 exons. NCBI's taxonomy places the organism in Eukaryota, Fungi, Ascomycota, Leotiomycetes, Helotiales, Amorphothecaceae. The record is from RefSeq and is a predicted model, not a curated record. The coding region runs from base 31 to 930 and encodes 299 amino acids.
UCAUCCAACUCUUCUGCUCCUCAAAACAACAUGGCCAAUCUCCUUUUUCUUGUAUCACAGUACGAAAUCCUGGAGAAGAUAGCUCAGUACCUCAGUACCUUAGAUCUCUUUCAUUUGGCCUCAACAUGCUCAGAGCUCUAUACCAAUAUCCGUCAAAACGAAUCGAUAUUUGAGCACCUGAAAUGCCUAGCCUUGUGUGACGGCAACGGCCUCAAAGCGCGUCAAGAAUUUCGAUCACUCUACGGCUUGUGCGAGGGACUUGAUUUUGCUCGGGGAAAAUGGGGCAGAGCCGUUUAUGAUGAAGAGCUCGAGGUUAGAGUUUGGAACCUCAAAUGCGAUGCUGUGAACGCACUGCCCUGCCUCAGGUGUCGUGUGAACGUUUGCGAGGAAUGCCGAUAUGUGCCUCGGGUUCGAGACACUCCACCCUGGCGUUCUCGUCGGAGGCCACAUCUUGAUCCAGCACUUCAAAGCCAUACCAUAAUUUGUUACUGUACCGUUUGUGAUGAGAAGGUUGAACGUAACCUUCCGCCGUAUCUUUCAGACACCUGUGACUGUGAUCAGUAUACUCGGUGGAUUUGUUUGCCCUGUAAACUCAAAGAAGAGCUCCCAAACCAAGAAUACUUUAGAACGAGAACAAAGGGGAGUUACGAGUGGGAUGGCGAUCCAAAUGAAGGCAUGUGGCUUGACGACAAUCAGGAUGAGAGAGCUUUUUGGUGUCCCUGUGGGGAAAGGGCUCCGAAGGACGGCAACAUUCGUUGCGCAUGGUGCAUGAGAAAACAUAAGCAUCGAGAUACGUGGUUCCAGGAGGAUGCUUCCAAAAUACCCUUCUUCGACGAUGAUCCCUGCUAUCCGAAAAUUGUUCUUGACCCUCAGACAGCAGAUCAAAUAAUGUACCCCAAUUUGGGCUACACCGGAGCUAUUGCACCGUGAAACAUUUAGGGAUAUCAGCCUUAGAUCAGUAGUAGUUGGGUGAGUGACCACCAGAGAAGACCUACUGCUGUACCUACGUCUGUUUCUUCUUCUGCACUUUUCUUUUAGUAAAGCAAACUUAAGGCUGCUGAAAACUCCGCAGUUUUACGGUGCAGGGCCUGUGUUCGCGCCCAUUUUUACACCCCUCAUUGGCAUUAUCUUGCUGUUGGUCUGUCGCUUGGAUCAAGCUUCAUGAUCUUGCGGAGAAGUUGUCUAUCUUCCACCGAAAGUUCCGGAUCCUCCGCCAUGGAGAAUGGGUUUGAGUUUUUGGUGAGUAAGAGCUAUUGCUAUUGAUGGUGAUUGUGAGAGUU